Molecule: messenger RNA, 141 nt
Organism: Ambispora gerdemannii
Lineage: Eukaryota; Fungi; Glomeromycota; Glomeromycetes; Archaeosporales; Ambisporaceae
Source: the annotation of a GenBank genome assembly
AUGUCAGAUCCUAAGCCUUCCCGAAGGGCAAUGACAGUCCUUAUACUUUGGCCCACUAUCACUUUAUUAGCGUUAGAAGACAAAAAGCUACUUGUUCAAAAUGAAGAAUAUCCAAACAGAAUGACACUACACAACAUCUAA